This is a messenger RNA of Monopterus albus (swamp eel), 2695 nucleotides long. Its product is annotated as MPN domain-containing protein-like. Lineage: Eukaryota; Metazoa; Chordata; Actinopteri; Synbranchiformes; Synbranchidae. The record is from RefSeq and is a predicted model, not a curated record. The coding region runs from base 1317 to 1787 and encodes 156 amino acids. The transcript has 7 exons.
GCCUUUACUUUCACACUGUGGGAACAUAAUGAUGUGAUAGAUUAUUGAUCUGUGCAUGGAAAUUCUCUUUUGAAUACCUAUUCCACAGGGACCUAUGAAAACAGUUAGGGACACUUUAUUGAUCCCGUGCAAAGAAAUGUAACAGCAGUGAAUAGUAGCGCUGAAAUAAUACUAUUACAAAGCAGGAGAUAUAGAGGAUUUUUCUACAAUAUCCAUAGUAAGUAGAGAUGUAACGAUAUUUGGGACUGUGACGGUUUGAUUAUUUUGCUAGUAUAAUCACGUUCAGGUCACUGAAUUUGAAACUGACAUAGGGGAUACUCGAUUGUUGGCUUUUAGAGCUGUUGUGUGGCAGCAUUUCAGUUUUCCAGUUUCAAGAAAUGACACAGGCAAAGGAAACUGACAAACAAUCUGCAAACACUGCCAGAUGAAGGCAAUACUAGCCCUGUUUAGGACUGACAGUCCUGGAUACAUCUCGCAGAACAGUCGGGACAUGACAUUUUAACAGAGAUGGGCAACCAUAUGCAAAAACAACCACUUAGUAACCACCCUUAAAGUCUUUCCUCUUGAAAAAGUAAACCACAAUGUUUGAAAAACAACUCCAGUAAAGCUUACAUCUCACCUUUAUGUGGCUUAUCCUACUUUGGAAUCUUCUUCCUCUCAGUCUGGUGCGCCAAGCAGCAAUUUGCUCACUACUGCCCCCGGUGGUCAGGUGGAUACAUGCUUCAACUGGUCCAGUGACUCAGAACCUGACCACUGGUUGGUGGAGCCAGCAAACAGGAAAAGUUAAACCUGCCUAGGGGGUGCUAAAGCACUGAUGUUCUACUGUGAGUGUGAUUUGUUUUGUUUACAAGAUCCAACUGUUGCAAUAAUAUAUUAUUUUAUUUUAUUACAUAAAAGGACUGCUGCUGACUGCUCCAUUCUUUUUUGUUUUGCAGUUGUACAAACAGUUCAGUCAUUCAGUGCCAGUGACAAUUCAUGCAAAUUCUUUGCACAUGCUUAGGUCAUGGCUGGCUAUUUUUAUUUUAAUAAAGGAGGAAAGCAGGAGCAGUUCAAAGGAAAAUCAUACAAAAAAUGCUGAUUCAUUAUUUCAUAAAAGGCAUAUAUUCAUCUUUUUUCUUCAUUUUAAAAAUAUUAUGACAAAUAUUACAUUGUAGAAUUUUUGUCAUGGCAAUAUCAUCCUGUGAGUUUUUGGUAUCAUUACAUCACUAACAGUAAUUAUACAGCGCUGUCAGAAAUAGUGACCUACAAGCUACACUGCCAAGAAGGUUCCGGGUUCGAGCCCCAGGCGACCUGGGGCCUUUCUGUGUGGAGUUUGCAUGUUCUCCUGGUGCCUGUGUGGGUUUUCUCUGGGUACUCCGGCUUCUUCCCAUGGUCCAAUAACUAGGAAGUUACACUACCUAAAAAAAAAAGGCACUCUAAUAAGAAUGGAUGGAAAAAGGCAAUGGGGACCAUAUUAUCAUGGCAACCAAGGUGUUGCCUCCACAAUAACUCCAUUCUGGGUCGUACCACCCCCUGAGCAAAGGCCUAAUGACUACGGUAUCCCAGUGGCUGUGGAAGUCACCUAUGUACAAGACAACUUUCUCACCAGUGAUGUUCUUAAUGAGAUGAUGCUCCUGGUUGACUACUACAGGGCAGCUCCUGACCUUGUCCAGUUCAAUCAGUAUUGGUGUCCCGAUAUGACCAUGAUGGACAAAAUUAAGGGUUCUCUGAGCUGCCAUGCUCCCAAAGACCAGGCCUACUCUCAAAUCUUAGAGCACGUCUACAGUCAAUUGAGCAAGAUGCACUGAGUGGAUCUGCUCUGCAUGUGCACAUGUGGUCGGCUUCCAUCUUAAGUCCAAACAUUUCAAAGAUCUCCUGUGCAGAGCUGACAGGACUGGUGUGAUAGACGUACAGUGUAACACCUGCUUCAAAAACACGUACUGUAGAUGCCUUGUGUUCUCUCAUGCUUGAGUGAUAGUUUUGAUACAGCAUUACUGUGAGUUAAAACACUGCAGUGACUCUGAAAGCACCACAUCUCUAUUUACCACUGAUGGAAACAGAGAAAGGCAACAAGUGAGACAAAAUCAGGCAGAGAUUAGACUAACAGUUAAAGAAACUGUUUUACUAAAGUACACUAAACAGAACUGUUUCAAGGACCAGAAAUCAGCCUGUAUUUAUGUCUAACUGGCCUCUUACCUUUUACACAUAUGUGCCUAUCUGUGCCAGUAUCCUGUGGUGUGAGCCAGAUAUAAUGGAAAGAUACAAUGUAAAUGUCUGUGUUGUAACUGCCCUUGAAAACUAAAGGAAUGCAGGAAACUGAAAACAAGUAGUGCAAAUUAUACUACAGUACAUUAGCAAUGUAUGCAAAUGUGUCUUGGUUUGACCUAAACUACUCUGCGGUAGGUCUUGUGGAAGUUUAUGUUCCUUAAAUCAAAUUAGAAGGUUGCAAGUAAAUCCAUUGUGCCAAGCAUGUUUAAUAACUGUGUGUGGGUGGGUGAAUGCACGUGUACUGUGUUGUGAAUGUGCCCCUCUACUGUCUCCCUGUCAGGUUACAUGAGACAAGAGUCCUGUUGACAGGUAUCUGCUUCCUCUUUACCUGUACUGUAUUUAUUACAACCUGUGGAUUGUGUGAUGUACAUGUAUGAGGAUUUAUGCCUUAAUCCUGCUGAUUGAUGAUCCACAAAACAUAAAAAUAUUCACACUGGAACAAUUUAAA